Messenger RNA from Ylistrum balloti, 2171 nucleotides. Its product is annotated as histone-binding protein RBBP4. The record is from RefSeq and is a predicted model, not a curated record. Bases 48 to 1334 code for a protein of 428 amino acids. Gene Ontology annotation, molecular function: histone binding. The transcript is spliced from 15 exons. NCBI's taxonomy places the organism in Eukaryota, Metazoa, Mollusca, Bivalvia, Pectinida, Pectinidae. Gene Ontology annotation, biological process: regulation of gene expression. Gene Ontology annotation, cellular component: ESC/E(Z) complex; NuRD complex; nucleus.
CGCAUGUGUCUUUGUCGGUCCACGGAAAAGAAAGGAAAUUUUGAAAGAUGACAGACAAGGAUCCUGGCGAGGGUUUUGAUGAUGCGGUUGAGGAGAGGGUCAUCAAUGAAGAAUACAAAAUAUGGAAGAAAAACACUCCCUUUUUGUAUGACCUUGUUAUGACCCAUGCAUUGGAAUGGCCAAGUUUAACAGCACAGUGGUUGCCAGAUGUCACACGACCAGAAGGAAAGGACUAUUCUCUUCACAGACUUAUUUUAGGAACACACACCUCAGAUGAACAAAACCAUCUCCUGAUUGCAAGUGUUCAGCUCCCUAACGAUAAUGCCCAAUUUGAUGCCUCACAUUAUGAUAGUGAAAAAGGAGAGUUUGGAGGUUUUGGUUCUGUUAGUGGAAAGAUUGAGAUAGAAAUCAAAAUAAACCAUGAAGGAGAGGUGAAUCGAGCAAGAUAUAUGCCACAAAAUCCUUGUGUCCUUGCCACGAAAACACCAUCAAGUGAUGUUUUGGUGUUUGACUACACAAAGCAUCCAUCCAAACCAGAUCCAAGUGGAGAAUGUACUCCUGAACUGCGUCUUAAAGGUCACCAAAAAGAAGGAUAUGGAUUAUCCUGGAACCCAAAUCUGAAUGGCCACUUGUUGAGUGCUUCUGAUGAUCAUACAAUAUGUCUUUGGGAUAUCAAUACCACACCAAAAGAGGGCAGAGUCAUAGAUGCUCACACCAUUUUUACAGGCCACACAUCUGUUGUAGAGGAUGUGGCAUGGCAUUUACUCCAUGAAAGUUUAUUUGGUUCUGUUGCUGAUGACCAGAAAUUGAUGAUCUGGGAUACACGAUCAAAUGACACUACAAAACCCAGUCACACAGUGGAUGCCCAUACAGCUGAGGUCAACUGUCUGUCUUUUAACCCCUACAGUGAAUUUAUAUUGGCCACUGGGUCAGCAGACAAGACUGUUGCUCUGUGGGAUCUCCGAAAUCUUAAACUGAAAUUACAUUCAUUUGAGUCACACAAAGAUGAAAUCUUCCAGGUCCAAUGGUCACCCCAUAAUGAAACCAUUCUGGCUUCCAGUGGAACAGACAGAAGACUACAUGUCUGGGAUUUGAGUAAAAUAGGAGAGGAGCAAUCAGCAGAGGAUGCUGAAGACGGACCUCCAGAAUUACUGUUCAUUCAUGGAGGACACACAGCUAAAAUAUCAGACUUUUCAUGGAAUCCCAAUGAACCCUGGGUAAUUUGCUCAGUGUCCGAAGACAACAUCAUGCAAGUAUGGCAAAUGGCAGAAAACAUCUAUAAUGAUGAAGAACCAGACACACCAGCUGGAGAUUUAGAACAGACCUCUUCUUAGAAACGAACUUGUGAAGUUUGUUCAGUUCUAACAGUUAUGGACCAAAAUACUCUCCUGUAGAAACUAAUCAAUGACAAUAGAUUUUCUGGGUAUGAAGAAAAUACACCAAUAACUAAGGAUAAUACCAGGAAACGUGCUGCCAUUCAAUUUGGUUUCGAGGAGAUACCUUUUCAGCAGAAUUCAAAAGGCAAAAAUCUGGAUGCCCUGGAGUGCUGUCUAAAUUCUUAAGUGUACAAAAUAUAAUUUAUUCCAAAUUGACAGGUUUUCUGUUAAAGUAUCUGUACUGCCUGGUAGGUGCAGGAGUUGCACAGUCCACAGAAAAGAUAGUUGUCAAAUAUUGAAUAUUGUUUGUGGGGUUUGUUAGAUAUAGCAGUGGAGUGCACCAUCUCCACAGUCAUGAGAGUACAUUAAAGAUCAUCUGGUAGUUAGGUUGGUGCUAACAGUAUGGGAUUGAUUUGUUACCAAGAUCCAUUGGUAACAUUUUAUAUACAGUACAUCAAUGAAAUUUUGAAUAAAACGGACUCAUUCAUGUUAUUGUAUUCAAAAUCACUAACGAACAAAUUUAAUAUGUUUGCUAACAUUUUUUAAAAGAAAUUGAUGCCCUUGCAUAUUGAAAAACCAGUGAACCUUGGUAUAUUGAGUUAUGUAUGUGUUCUGAAGGGUGGGUGGGGUUGUAUACAUCACAGGUUGAAAUAUCUGAAAAUAAUUUUUUGUGCGUUCUGUCUUUUUUCAUAACAAGCUGACACCUAUGAAGAUGUUGAUUAAUCAUGUACAGUAACAAUUCAGAUUGUCAGUUGUCGUGUAAUAUUUUACAAUGAAAUAAAGUAUGUAAAACAU